Molecule: messenger RNA, 807 nt
Organism: Canis lupus familiaris (dog)
Lineage: Eukaryota; Metazoa; Chordata; Mammalia; Carnivora; Canidae
Exons: 4
Coding region: 1-807 (268 amino acids)
Biological process (GO): translation
Cellular component (GO): ribosome; cytosolic large ribosomal subunit
Molecular function (GO): structural constituent of ribosome
Source: RefSeq, a predicted model, not a curated record
AUGGCCACCCUUAAAUCUCUGAUGAAGCUCAAGAUCUGUAAAAAAAAAAAAGGACCAAGAAAGUUCAUCCAGUACCAGUCAGACCCAUAUGUCAAAAUAAUGCACAACUGGGAAAAACCCAAAGGCAUUGACAAUAGGAAACAUAGAAGAUUCAAGGGCCAGAUCUUGAUGCCCAACACUGGUUACAGGAGCAACAAGGAACAAAGCACAUGCUUCCCAAAGUUCCUAAUCCACAGCAUUAAGGAGCUUGAAGUGCUACUGAUGUGCAACAAAUCUCACUGGGCAGAGAUUGCUCACAAUGUCUCCUCCAAGAACCUCAAAGCCACUGUAGAAACAGCAGCCCAGUUUCCCAUCAGAGUCACCAAUCCCAAUGCCAGGCUGUGCAGCAAAGAAAAUGAAUGGAUAACUUGUGUACCAGGCACGAGUAUCACAGUCCCUCCUCGGAAGCUGGACACAAGCAGAGAAUGUGCAUUCUUGACUAUUGGCAGCCAUGCGCGUGCCAACAGGAUCUACUUGGAAAACCUACCCAAUACUUGGCAGCAGCAGAAGCUUGUAUUAAGCUCUCUUAUAAAGAAGCUUGACAGAGCAUGGAAGAGUCUUCUAUCCCUGAGCUGGAAGGAGAGUGUGCUGUGUUUGAAUCGGGACACAGUGGAGGUCCUCUUACACCUGCUGACUCAGGAAGAAGCAUCCACCAUCCACACCGGGAGCCCUGGUCAGCCACGAGGAAUGGGGGAAGUUUACAGCUGGACCACCGUGCUCAAGAGUCAACUCCACGUUAAGAAUUACCGAGGCCUUUUGCCAACAUGA